AUGCGGCAGCCCAUCGUCACGCUGCUCGCAGCAAUCGUCGUCAGCGCGCAGCAAUCACCGCAAGAGGCGAGCCGCGCGCGGUUCCAGAAAAACACUCUCGCAGCCAUCGACGCCUGGCUCGGCGGCGGACCGCCGCCGGGUCCCUGGCGCGUGACGAGCCCGAGUAACGUCACGGACGUGAAGCAUCCGUUACAAAGGCACGGCAUCGUGAAGGCCAUCUCGAGCGGCCGGGUCGGCGACCUGAGAGUCGUCGUCAAGCGCGCGCGCCGCGACGCGAAGCCGAAGCGCCGCGACGCGAAAAAACGGGCGCACGCGCUCGCGCUCGCGCACGCGAAAGACGAGCUCGCGUUCCUCGUGGGCCUCCGGGGUCGCCGCGGCGUGCCGCUGCUCCUCGGCGGCUGGCUCGAGCGCGGCCUGCCGACGCUCGUCGUCGCCGACGCGGGACGGAGCCUCGCGGCGGGGCGGACCGUGACGGCGAACGGCGCGUCCGCCGGCGACUCGAGAAAGCUCAACAUCGACGGCGGCUACGCGGCGCUCGCGCGGGCCGAGCCGCUGGCGCUCGCCGUCGCCAUCCUGGAGUGCUUCGAGUCGUUCGCCGGCGUCGGCGGCCUCUUCCUCGAGGACUUUCGCUCGGACCAGUUCGCGUACGCGGCGGACCCCGUCUCCUUCGCCCUCGUCGACGGGCCGCGGCCCCUCGACGACGACCGGCCGCGCCGCUGGAGCUCGCGGAGCGACGCGCCGAGGCCCUGCGCGGCCGACGCCGACUGCCCGCCGACGCACGCGUACCACUGCUGCUGCCGCGGCGUCUCGCGCGACGACCGCGGCUGCGCCGCCGGCGCGGGCCCGUGCCACUGCGACGCGAACACGACGGCGGCGCCCGAGGCCGCGGGGCUCUGCCGGCGCGGGACCUGCGCGCCCAUCACAGCCCAGACCCACGCCUUCGACGUCGCCGCGCGGAGCUACCUCCUGCCGCUGGCCCUCGACCACCUGAGCGGCGCCGCGGCCGCGGCCGCGGCGCGCCUCCUCGCGGACAUGCGCGCCGCGGACCCGGACGACCGGCCGUCGUUCGCCGACGCGCUCGCGCGGCUUCGGCCGCUGCGAACGGCGCCGCGGCCGAUGGCCUCCUCUUUGAAGAAGAUGCUCCUGCUCGCGCUGGCCACGAGCCAGGCCCUGCGCCUGCCGCGUCUGCCCGUCGCCAAGGCGCCCAAGGCGAAGCGCCGCGCCCUGCGCGCCGCCGCCGUCGCGAGCGCGUCGCUCGCGCAGCGCGCCGUCGCGUCGACCGUGGAGGCCGCCCUGCCGGCGGCGGAGGUGGCGGCGGAGGCGACGCUCGUCGUCGCGCGGGGCCCGUCGCCGCUGCUCAACGCCGUGCGCGGCCUCGCGACGGCCGUCUUCGCGUUCUCCAUCGUCAACGCGGUCCGUCGAAAGCUCAAGAAGCGCGCGGCCGCGCGGCGGGCGCGCUGGUCGAGCUUCGCGACGGCGCCGCCGUCGACGGUGACGCUCGAGCCGCCGAAGCCCGUCGCCGUGGCGCCCGCGGCCGUCGAGGCCGCGAAGGCCGUCGAGCGCGCCGCGCCCGCGGCCGCCGUCGAGGCCGCGGCCGCGCCGCCGAAGAAGAAGCCGCGCAAGGUGCUCGACGUCUUCCGGAAGAAGCCCGCGCGGCCCGUGGAGCUCGAGGAGCUGCUGACGGUGCCCGCGGAGGCCGCCCUCGAGGGCCCCGCCGUCGCCGCGCGCCGCUUCUCCGUGGCCGUCGCGGGCCUCUUGAUCUCGGCGAUCCCGGACGCGCUGGUCGUGAGCCCCGGGCUCCAGUCCCAGCUCGUCGCGCCCUGGGUCGCGGCGCGCGACGCCCGCGCCGUGGCGGCGCCGGCCGUCGACGCGGGCCUCGAGCGGUGGAAGGCCUACUCGGCGUCCGUGGGGCCCGCGAGCCACUACGACUUCGGCGCCCGGGCGACGGACGCGGCGCGGGACCACGAGGCGACGGCGAUCCCGGGCGCGGGCCUCGCCGGCGCCUGGGCCGCCCAGUGCGCCGCGACGGGCUGCGUGAGCCACUACGACUUUGGCGUCCGCGCGACGGCCGCGGCGCGCGCCGCGGCGCCGGACGGCGCCGAGGCGCGCGCCGUGGCCGUCGAGGACGUCGCGACGCUCGCGGCCAUGGUCGCCGGCCUGGACAAGGCCGAGGCCGCCGCGACCUUCGCGAACGUCGUCAACGCCGUGCUCGUGGCGCUCGUCGACGCCGCGGUGCCGUCCCUCAAGCGGUCCGACGCCGAGAGCCUCCCGCCGCUGCAGAAGGUCGUCGCGUUGACGGCGGCCGCGGGCGGCGUCUUCGAGGAGCUCGGCCUCGUGGAGUACGCGGGCACGCCCGUCGUCUACGAGGGCCGCGCGUCCAAGUCGCAGCUCCAGUCGCUCUUCUCGCGCUACGCGGCCGCGGGCGUCGCCGCGGGCCUGAGCGAGGACGGCGACGCGACGGCCGCGGCCGCGGACGUGGCCAUGGUGGACACGCUCCAGGCCAUCUUCGCCAUCAGCGACAAGCAGGCGGACCGCCUCGCGCAGCAGGUCGUCACGAAGCUCGUGCAGCAGAUGAUGGAGCAGGCGCAGGCCGAGGACCCGGAGGGCCUCCUCGAGGCGCUCGCGGGCGCGUCGGGGCCCGGGGGCAUGCCGGGCAUGCCGGGCAUGCCCGACCCGGCCGACGUCGAGGGCCAGAUGGCGGCGCUCCAGCAGCUCGUCGACAGCGGCCAGCUCGGCGACGACGACAAGCGCGAGAUCAAGAAGAUGUUCGCGGAGCAGCUCGGCGGCGGCGACGUCGACGAGGCCAUCCGCCAGGCCAACGCGAACAAGGACCAGCUCGACCCCCAGGCGCGCCAGGCGCUCGACCUCCUCAACAAGCUGUGUCUCUAGGGCGCUAAGGGUAAGCGAAUCUCUUCC
Aureococcus anophagefferens is the source of this 2916-nucleotide messenger RNA. RefSeq lists its product as hypothetical. The record is from RefSeq and is a predicted model, not a curated record. Bases 1 to 2889 code for a protein of 962 amino acids. NCBI's taxonomy places the organism in Eukaryota, Pelagophyceae, Pelagomonadales, Pelagomonadaceae. The transcript has 2 exons.